Molecule: messenger RNA, 622 nt
Organism: Egretta garzetta (little egret)
Lineage: Eukaryota; Metazoa; Chordata; Aves; Pelecaniformes; Ardeidae
Gene: TBCA
Product: tubulin folding cofactor A
Exons: 4
Coding region: 209-463 (84 amino acids)
Biological process (GO): post-chaperonin tubulin folding pathway; tubulin complex assembly
Cellular component (GO): microtubule cytoskeleton; cytosol
Molecular function (GO): beta-tubulin binding
Source: RefSeq, a predicted model, not a curated record
CUGUUUGUACAAGAGGACAUAACGUGGAAUAGUUAGGUUUAAAACAUCAUGCUUGUGCUUGAAGAAAUUCCACAUUCUUGACUUGCUGUCUUUGAACAUCAGCAUUCUGCACAAUGCAUGCCCUGGUCUGAGGGUGAGCAGAAAGAGAGGAAAUGGGAACCAAGCCUCUUUAGCUUCUGUAGCCUCCAGAUUGGCAAAAGAAAAAGUUAUGUAUGAAAAAGAAGCAAAACAGCAAGAAGAAAAGAUUGAAAAAAUGAAGGCUGAAGCAUGUGAUGAUUAUGGAAUUAAGAAGCAGAUUGAGAUCUUACAAGAGUCACGAAUGAUGAUUCCAGACUGCCAGCGCAGAUUAGAAGUCGCACAUGCAGAUCUUACUCAACUACUAGAAAAUGAAAAAGAAUUGGAAGAAGCUGAAGAGUAUAAAGAAGCUCGUUCCAUACUGGAGUCAGUAAAGCUGGAAGCCUAGAAGUUUUUCAGUACUGUCUUUAUAUGCAUUAGCACUGGGUCCAUUCCACACUUUCGUUCGACUAUGGCUCUAUUACAAUUGUUGACUUGCUAAGGUUCCCUUUAUGCAAACUGGCCUUUCUCUAAUUGCAAAAUGCAUCAAAUAAAGGAUAAUCUGAAA